Pieris rapae (cabbage white) is the source of this 1029-nucleotide messenger RNA. RefSeq names its product homeobox protein unplugged-like. The record is from RefSeq and is a predicted model, not a curated record. Bases 114 to 965 code for a protein of 283 amino acids. Gene Ontology annotation, biological process: regulation of transcription by RNA polymerase II; regulation of nervous system development. The transcript has 3 exons. Gene Ontology annotation, cellular component: nucleus. Gene Ontology annotation, molecular function: DNA-binding transcription factor activity, RNA polymerase II-specific; RNA polymerase II transcription regulatory region sequence-specific DNA binding. Lineage: Eukaryota; Metazoa; Arthropoda; Insecta; Lepidoptera; Pieridae.
UGUCGCAGUGAACAGACGUGUGUUCCAAUUUUGAAUUUUUAUUUUCGUUGUGCCAGUGACAACAAAGUGACAUAAAGAAAACUAUUAAAUAUAGAAACAUUUUAGUGUGUGCAAUGGAUUCCGAAACGAAACGGAAACCGCCAAAAUCAUUUUCCAUAGAGUCAAUAAUUGGAACAGAUCGAAAAUCUCCCGAAAUUGACAUAGAGAAUAAUAUUUCCGAUUUAUCAAGACAUUCAGACGAUGAUGACAGAAGUGAUCGAAUGAGGUUUUAUUUCAAUGGACCUUUUUUGCCGCAAAAUGUGAAUUUUCCUUUCUUACUGGGGUACCAGGAGCCGUGGUUGAGGAUGUUUGGAAGACAACAUGAAAGAGAUGAAAAGAGAGACAGUCCAGUUAGUGUUGGGAGUGAAGAAAGUGAUGGUGCUGAUGACAAUACACAGGGAAACGAAUCAGAAAUCGACACAGAAGAUCCAGACACACCAAGAGAGAACAAAGCAAGAAGAAGACGGACAGCAUUCACGUCAGAACAGCUCUUGGAGUUGGAGAGGGAGUUCCAUGCGAAGAAAUAUCUUUCUCUCACGGAGAGAUCACAGAUCGCGUCAGCACUUAAAUUAAGCGAAGUUCAAGUAAAAAUAUGGUUUCAAAAUCGCCGGGCGAAAUGGAAACGUGUCAAAGCGGGGCUCGCAUCCGGCAGUCACGGGAAAACGGCGACGAAAAUUGUCGUACCAAUACCGGUGCAUGUCAACCGCUUCGCCGUAAGAACACAGCACCAUCAAAUGGAGAAGCAGAAUCUACAGUUUAGGAUGGACAGAACGCAGCCAUUACCAGGGAACCUACUCCAGUCGCAGACCUCGGCGUUUUUAAGCGCGGCAAAAAUCGAUAGACAAGAUCGUAGCAUUUAUGACGCGCGGUUGGCAGCACUGAAUCCGCCGGCCAUUAGGCAUUUUCAGAAUGGCCAACAUAGUUAGGUUGUAGUUAGGAAUUAGAUUUGUAUGCAUUUGCCUGUUGUAAAAUAAAUUGUGUGAUAAUUUA